AUGCAGCAAAUAAAUUAUGAUUAAGUUCUAUUUACUUUUUAGUGUUAUCGAAAGCAUUUAAUUAUUGAUUCUAAAUAUCAUGUAUACUUACUACCUCAAACUUUAAUUCUUACAAGCGUAAAUCAUUAUUUAACAUUUUUAAGAAUCCCAAAUAAGAAAACCCUAAAUAUAUUGUAAAACUAAGUUUAAAUUCUAAAAUUUACUGGAUAACAAAAUCCAAAACACCCAUUCUUGAACAAUUUGGAUUCGAAUAUCAAGAUAAAAUAAAAUAUUUCUCUGGUACAACAAAGGAGUUAUAAAAACUUAAAGACUUAAUAUAAGGUUAAAUAAUGUAAAAGGACAUAAACGAUUUUUAUUAUUCUAAUUCUUUAAUAGGAAUAGGUGUUACUUCUAAAGUAUUGUUUUAAAUUUAUUUUAGGUUUAUUUAGUCACAAAAAAAGAUGAUCAAUCUAAAUUUGCAUCUAAAUGUGUAGAUAAGAAAAUAUUGUAGAAAGAUGGAAGAUAUGUAUUAAUAUUUAUUAAACUAUAAGGAUGCCCAGUUCAAUGAAAUUUAAUUAAUGUAAAAACUCAAACAUGAUAAUAUUAUACAAUUAAUUGAUCUUUAUGAAGGAGAAAACACAUUUUACCUUAUUCUAGAAUAUUUGGAAGGAAAAAGUUUACAUGAAUAGCUUAUUUAAAGAUAAUAAAUUUUUGAAUAAGAACAAAUAUAAAUAAUAAUUAAAGUAAAAUCUCUUUUAUAUUAAAGUUAAUCCUAUAAGCAAUAGAUUAUAUGCAUUCUUAAGGUAUUAUGCAUAGAGAUUUGAAACCAGAAAAUAUUAUGUUUAAAUAAGCUAAUUAACUAUAAUCAUUAAAAAUAGUUGAUUUUGGUUUAGCCACUUUAUAAAAUUUAGAUGUAUAUCAUUUCCCCAGAUGUGGAACACCUGGAUAUGUGGCACCGGAAAUUGCUAAUUUAUAAGAUUCAUCUUAAAAAUAUACUGUUCUUUGUGAUGAAUUUAGUGUUGGGUGCAUUUUUUAUAAAUUGUAUUUUAUUUAUUAAUUUAAAGAUGUACAGGAAAUGAACUCUUUCCUGGAAAUAAUGACUCAGUUAUUAUGAAAUUGAAUUAAAAAUGUGAUAUAAUCUUAGAUGCUCUUUAAAUAUAUCAAACUUCACCAGAAGCUAUAGAUUUACUAUCCUAAUUACUAAAAGUCAAUCCAUCAGAAAGGAUUACUGCUCAAAAUGCACUAAAACAUCCAUAUUUCUAAUAAUAAUACUAAUCUUAAAAUACAUAUAUCACAUAAUAUAAUGCAAAAAAAUUCAAUCCAGUUAUUCAAUUAAGUUCAAAAAUUGUUGAUACUUAUUAAUAGAAUUAUGAAGAAGAAAUUGUUGAAGAUGAAAACACUAAACAGUUAACCAUACCCUCUAUUUAAAUUAUUAAGUCCUUUGGAUAUAUAUAACAAAGCUUUCAUUCAAAUUAAAAUCCUAGAAAUUUAAGAAAAAUUUAGACCCAAGAAUUUGAUAAAAAAAUUAAGACAACCUCUUCGAAAUUUUAUAAUAUUAAGCCAUCAUUAACUAUGAAUUAUGAAAUGUUUGCUUAAUCUUCAAAUUUUGAAAAAAUUGUUAGAAAUAAUUUAGUAGAAAAGGCUGAUGUUUCUGAAGCAAUUGACUUCAUAUAUAAAAUUGAUGAGGAUCAAGAUGAAGAAAAAGGAAUGUAGAAAUGA
Molecule: messenger RNA, 1698 nt
Organism: Paramecium sonneborni
Lineage: Eukaryota; Ciliophora; Oligohymenophorea; Peniculida; Parameciidae
Source: the annotation of a GenBank genome assembly